Messenger RNA from Iphiclides podalirius (scarce swallowtail), 1119 nucleotides. NCBI's taxonomy places the organism in Eukaryota, Metazoa, Arthropoda, Insecta, Lepidoptera, Papilionidae. The record is from the annotation of a GenBank genome assembly.
AUGGCUCAACCGAAACGCGUGCUUGUAAUUUAUACCGGUGGGACCUUUGGUAUGCUGAAAAAUGAAAAAGGAGUUUUGGUACCACAAAAGAAUAUAGAAGCCGUGAUAAGAAGGUUGCCGCAGCUCCACGACAAUGAUUAUUGGCAGAAAAAGUUAGAAAAUACAAAGUUGAAAGAAUAUCUCGCACUACCUGACGGCAAGGACACGGAACAGAAAAUAUUAUACAAGAUUCUCGAAUACGAUGAGCUGAAGGAUUCAUCGGAUUUUACUCUAGAUGACUGGCUGAAGAUGGUCAGGGAUAUUAAGAGGUUCUACCAUGAUUAUGAUGGUUUCGUGGUGCUUCAUGGAACAGACACUACGGCAUAUGGUGCAUCGGUGCUGUCAUUCAUGUUGGAGGUUAUUGGGAAGACGGUUGUGCUUACUGGGGCCCAGAUCCCAAUUUUCCAACCACGCAGUGAUGGCACUAACAACUUCUUCUGUGCCGUUUUGAUCGCCGCAACUCUAUACAUACCCGAGGUCACCGUUUUCAGCGGCUCGAGACUCAUUAGGGGCUGUAGGGUAAAAAAAGUAUCAAACACUCGAAUUCAAGCCUUCGACUCGCCCAACUACCCGCCGUUGUUAGAGGCAAAAACAAUAUUGGACAUAGAUCCAAGAACGCAGCUGUACCCCCGAGGAUCAGUACCAGACGAGUGCAGAAUUCAUGACAAACUAUCUCCAAAAGUCUAUGUACUCAGAGUUGCGCCUACAAUCACACCAGAAUUAAUAAGAGCAGUGUUUGAGGGCAUGGAAGGUGUCGUAUUAGAAACAUAUGGCAAUGGAAACAUCCCCAUAAAACGGAAGGAGAUCUAUAAAGAAAUAGAAAGAGCUGUGAAGAACAAUGUGAUCGUUGUAAACGUAACGCAGUGCAUUAACGGAACGGUCCUGGGCAAGGCGAUAUAUGAAACUGGAUUGUUGCUGGUGGAGUGCGGUGUAGUGCCCGCAUUUGACAUGACCGCCGAAGCUGCCCUAGCUAAAUUGUCUUACGUCCUCACCAAGACAGAGUUGGGUUACAAUGAGAAAGUCGAGUUGAUGAAGACGAGUAUAAGAGGUGAACUUUACAAUCCGGCCCACUCGGCGAAC